This is a messenger RNA of Phragmites australis (common reed), 1142 nucleotides long. RefSeq lists its product as uncharacterized. Lineage: Eukaryota; Viridiplantae; Streptophyta; Magnoliopsida; Poales; Poaceae. The transcript has 4 exons. The record is from RefSeq and is a predicted model, not a curated record. The coding region runs from base 87 to 737 and encodes 216 amino acids.
CCAAACUUGCGGUUGCUGUCGCAGGAGGCAACACCCCAAUUUGUCGACAGGCGCCGCCCCACGGGCCCGACCGCACCGCGCCAACGAUGGCCGAGACGGUGGACUUCGCGAGCGGCGACGCGGCGGUGUGGCGCGCGGCGCUGGCCGCGUACGACCGCCGUCUCGCGGCCCUGGACAAGCCCGACCUAGUGGCCGUGGACAUCUUCUACCGCCACGACCUCCCCGCCCUCCUGCGCCGCCGCGACCCCGACCCCUUCCUCGCCAAGCCCGAGCUGGUGCGCCUCCUCCAGUGGAAGCUCUCGCGUGGCAAGUGGAGGCCGAGGCUGAUGGAUUUCGUCACGGGCUUGGACGACGCGGUGGUGGAGUCGGCGUCGCGCAAGGCGUUCGCGGCGCUGCCCGACCUCGGAAGGGCCAUCGCCGAGCUCACCGUGCUCAAGGGCGUCGGCCCCGCCACUGCCUCAGCCGUGCUCGCCGCCUACGCGCCAGAUGUCGCGCCGUUCAUGUCUGACGAGGCGAUGGUGGCGGCCUUAGGCAAUGCAAAGGAGUACACUCUGAAGCAAUAUCUUGCAUUCGCUGAAAAAUUGCAGGCUAAAUCGAAGGAACUGAGCAUAGGAGGAGAAAUUUUCACACCUUCAGAUGUUGAGAGAGCAUUGUGGAGCUCGGCAGUUGGGUCCAAGUCGCCAGCAAAUGAUAACCCGAAGAGCGAAACAAAGAUGCGUGGCAAGAGAAAACGAUGAUUCGCGUUAAGCUUCUGUACUGGGGCUAGAAGGGUUUACUGACUGCAGGUCUAAGACUCUUAGAUUGAUCAUUGUAGUUUCUGUGAUCUAUGGCAUGAAGUAUUGCUUUUGGCUUAGCAGAGAGAAUGUGAACCGCGUGCUCUCCAAGAGCAGAUACUUCAUUUUGUACACGUCUGUCAUUGUGACCAUAUCGGCACGGCAUGAGCUGGGAUCUAUGAGCAUGUACCAGGUGUUGCCCUGAAUAAAAAUUGUUUGGUAAGGAGUUUGAUGUGCUGGUACACUAAGAGUCUGUUUGAUUUCCUGAAUCCCCCAGUCUGUAUGAGCGGAUGCGUAUAGUCUUAGAAAGAAUCAUAUUUGGUUGCAUGUAUCUACUGUUCUUGUCUAUAUGAGCGGAUGUAAAAAUAC